UUGGUCAUGACCUCCACCAAGCUCAACGUCGAUGGCAUCCUAUUAUUUGAGCAGCCAUUUGCAAGGGUUCCAUUCGAGAAUUACCGCAAGGUGUUUCGCAGCACCCAACGGAAUGUCGAGCGGGACAUGAAAGCCGUGCAAAACUCAGUACAAGAUCUGACUAAACAGUCUUCAGAAGGGACUCUUGCCCCCGAUGCAGCUGUCGAGUCCAUUGACGCUAUGAUUGCCAACGUCGAGAACCUGAAGAAGAAGCUUGCGGAGCUGCAUGAUACCGCAGGAAAGCCAACGCAAGACGUGAUUAGAGAGCGGCUCCAGCAUCUUGCUGCCGUGGAAACACUUCCCAAUGCAAACGAUCCCGAAUUUGGCCGGUGGGCAGAUACACGGCUGGACCGGUGGCUUGUGGACUGGACUCUGAGGACGGGAAGAGAGAAGACUGCGAGAAUGAUUGCGAGAGAACGGCAUAUCGAGACUCUGGUCGAUAUCGACUUGUUUGCAGACAUUAAGCGCAUCGAGGCAGCCCUUGAGAGUCACAGUUGCACAGAAGCGUUGGCCUGGUGCAGCGAAAACAAGGCGGCAUUGCGCAAAAUGAAGAGUACUCUGGAGUUCGACCUUCGCUUCCAGGAAUAUAUUGAGCUCACAAGGAAUUUCAAACAUCCGGAGGCUAUCGAAUAUUCACGCAAAUAUCUGAUAUCAUGGCAAGAAACACACAUGGACCAGAUUAGACAGGCGAUGGCGCUACUUGCGUUCCCACCAAAGACCAAUACGAGUCGUUAUAAGCGUUUGUACGACUCUUCGCGUUGGACCGCGUUAAUCCAGUCGUUCCGCCGCGCCAUUUAUGCACUCAACACCCUUCCCACCCAACCUCUUUUGAAUCUCAGUCUCUAUGCGGGACUCGCCUCGCUCCGUCUUCCUGCCUGCCACAACCACAUGACGAAAAAUGUUGAUUGUCCUGUUUGCGACGGAGAAGGCGUCAAAACUGUCCGCACCGGCUCUCUUGGUCUGGGAAAGCUGGCUCAAGAGGUGCCAUUCAGCCACCAUGCCAAUUCAACCAUCGUCUGCUUCAUAACAGGCAAGAUUAUGGACGCAGAUAACAUGCCCUUGGCGUUUCCCGACACUGGGUUCGUAUAUUCCCGCGAGGCAAUGGAGGAGAUGGCAGCCAAGAACCAUGGCGUCGUAACCUGUCCUCGGAGUAAAUCGAGGUGCAACUUUUCGGAGCUGAGAAGAGUCUACAUCUCUUAA
Molecule: messenger RNA, 1239 nt
Organism: Mycena indigotica
Lineage: Eukaryota; Fungi; Basidiomycota; Agaricomycetes; Agaricales; Mycenaceae
Exons: 7
Coding region: 7-1239 (410 amino acids)
Biological process (GO): proteasome-mediated ubiquitin-dependent protein catabolic process
Cellular component (GO): GID complex; nucleus; cytoplasm
Molecular function (GO): ubiquitin-protein transferase activity
Source: RefSeq, a predicted model, not a curated record